AUGGACGACUUUUCUGUCUAUGGAAGCUCCUUUGCUGUGUGUUUGUCUAAUCUGUGCAGGGUAUUGCAGCGGUGUGAGGAGAGACAUCUUGUGCUGAACUGGGAGAAAUGCCACUUCAUGGUGAGAGAUGGGAUCGUGCUGGGACAUAGGAUUUCAGAGAAGGGAAUCGAGGGUUCUACAGGCGUUCAUCAAGGACUUCUCCAAGAUCACCAGACCUUUGACGCAUGCUGUUGUGUAAGGAGGUCAAGUUCGACUUUGACAGUGCAUGUUUGGAGGCCUUUCACACGAUCAAGGGAGCUCUGGUGA
Molecule: messenger RNA, 306 nt
Organism: Microthlaspi erraticum
Lineage: Eukaryota; Viridiplantae; Streptophyta; Magnoliopsida; Brassicales; Brassicaceae
Source: the annotation of a GenBank genome assembly